Messenger RNA from Symbiodinium natans, 1158 nucleotides. The record is from the annotation of a GenBank genome assembly. Lineage: Eukaryota; Dinophyceae; Suessiales; Symbiodiniaceae.
AUGGGCAAGAGGCCACAUCUUGCCCGGAUGUGCACGGAGGGCCUGCUCAAAGGCGAGGAGGCGAAGCCGGAAGCCGCGGAGGAGAAUGAGAAGGCGGAGAAGGCCGAGAAGGCGGAGAAGGCCGAGAAGGAGAAAGAGAAAGGUGACAAGGAGAAAGGUGAGAAGGAGAAAGGCGAGAAGGGUGAGGAGAAGGUCACAGUUCCGGCUGUCAAGGUAAAGCCGCGUCGUUUCCGGGAGACGGCCAGGGAGCUGAACAGGCCGAAGAGCGGCCCUGCAAGAUGGGUUUGUGCUACGUGUGGUGGCGAUCACCGCACCAAGGAGUGCCCCCAUGCUACAGGAAUCCUGGGUGUGGGUGUGCAGCUAGGGAUGCAGAUGGGAUUGCAGGCCAUGGGCCUCCCCACGGGGCCCUCAGCUCCGGGGCCUGGGCUGGGUCCCGGCUUCGGGCUGCCGAUGGGGAUGCCUCCUGGGAUGCCUCCUGGGAUGCCUCCUGGGAUGCCUCCUGGGAUGCCUGGGAUGCCUCCCGGGAUGCUUCCUGGCAUGCCCCCGGGGAUGGCUCCUGGCAUGCCGCCCGGAAUGCCGGGAAUGAUGGGUCCUGGCAUGCCGAUGGGAGGGGCACCUGGCAUGCGGAUGCCUGGAAUGCCGCUCUUGCCAGGCAUGCGGCCGGGCCUCCCCGAGCGGAGUGAGAGCUCGUCCAGCUCUGGGUCAGGCUCAGGCAGCGAGAACGAGGAUGACGAGGUACCCGACAUACCCGACGCAGGCGCCCCGGCCAGAACGAUGCCGUUGGAGCGGCCUCGCCGGCUCGUGCGGAAGCGCAAAGUGCUGCCCAGAGGAUGCCAAGGCAGCGAGAACGAGGAUGACGAGGUACCCGACAUACCCGACACAGGCGCCCCGGCCAGAACGAUGCCGUUGGAGCGGCCUCGCCGGCUCGUGCGGAAGCGCAAAGCGCUGCCCGGAGGUGAGCCAGAGGCUCUGGAGAACGGUCCCACUGGUCCACCUGUCGAGCAUCGGCGGCGUCGUAGGAGAAAGCGACCUGAAGGUGAUCCGGACCUGCCGCCAGCCCUUGAGGAAGCUCCUCGAAGACGUCGAGCGGAGGGGCGAGGCGAAGAGGUUCAAUUUCAUUCUUCGGGAAAGAAGAAGAUCGUGAUGUCCGACCUGUGA